This is a messenger RNA of Nasonia vitripennis (jewel wasp), 1808 nucleotides long. It is a transcript of the gene Or276, whose product is annotated as odorant receptor 276. Bases 451 to 1674 code for a protein of 407 amino acids. Gene Ontology annotation, cellular component: plasma membrane. Gene Ontology annotation, biological process: sensory perception of smell; detection of chemical stimulus involved in sensory perception of smell. The record is from RefSeq and is a predicted model, not a curated record. Gene Ontology annotation, molecular function: olfactory receptor activity; odorant binding. NCBI's taxonomy places the organism in Eukaryota, Metazoa, Arthropoda, Insecta, Hymenoptera, Pteromalidae. The transcript is spliced from 10 exons.
AAAAAGGUUAAGUUUAGAUUUUGUAAAUAAAGUUUUAUAAACAUAGCUACAUAUUAUUUUUUCGACGUGACAAUAGUAUUUGAAACAUUUGUCUUUUUUUGUGAAUAUUAAAUUAUUGAAUUUUUAGAAUGAUAUUAGUGUAGACGUAUAUUACCUCGAAUCAAAAGAAUUCAGGAAAAUUCGUUUUAUCUUCAUUUUAACUAGAUGGUAUGCUCAAGAGUAACCAGCAGACUACCAACUACGACUGAAGGAAAUGCAUCGAUGGAGAAGAGCUGGCAGCCAGUAAAACAUUAAUAGAAAGGAAUAGACCGCUUGCGUAGCUUUGAAUCAUUAAGGACAGAUAAAAGAAUAUGAAAGGGUUAGAAUAUACAGGUGCACCUUAGGAUUAUCAAAUAUGCAGCGCGAGUACGACAAUAGGGUAAAGCGGAAGCUUGUUCUCAGUCUAUUUGGAUGGAUUACAAGAUGCAGACCAAAGAAGAAACGAUCGAAGUCAACGCUCAAUACUACUUCAGCUUAAACCUGAAUUUGAUGUCUAUGAUUGGGUUGAAAUGCAAUAUGACGGAAAAUGUUGGAAGGUUUUAUCACAGAAUACCUACUUUCAUCACGAAUGUGUGCGCAUUGAUGUACCAAUCUAUGACAGUAUAUUAUUUGGUAGAAGCUAUUUCUGCGAAAAAUACUUCGUUGUCGAUACAGAUAAUCAGUCAAUUGGUUUCCAACAUUCAGUGUUUCACAAAGGGAUUUUUUCUGGCAUUCGGUAUAAACAAAAUACAGUUCAUUUUACAAGAAAAGCAAAUUCUGUGGAAAAAGUAUCCACCUAAUAAUAAUAAUCAUCAUACAAUCUUGGGUAUAGCACAACAGACACUGACUUUUUGUAAAUUUUACGUCGUUGCUAUAUUUAGCUGUGUAAUGUCUUAUGAUGUUCCACUUGCAAUAAAUAUAUUUAUGCAAUAUCUAAAACGCGAAUCGACCAACUAUACAUACGAUUUGUCCCGAAGAGUGAUACUUGUUAAAUAUCCUUUUGAAGUCACAGAGAUAUCAACUUACGUAAUAUUGUGUCUUCAAGAAGCACUUUUCGUAUUUAUACAGUGCAUUUUCUGGGUUAAUAGUGACACUUUAUUUGCUCAAGUAACAACUCACAUAGGUUUACAGUUCAAGAUACUAAAAUGUGAUAUAGAAGCAGCGUUUAAUCGCGAUGACGCGAAAAAUAAAGAAAUUUUAAUUGAAUUAGUUAAUAGGCAUCGGGAACUAUUGAGAAUUUGUAUGCUGAUAGAAGACGUUUUUAGUCCUAUCAUUUUCUGUACGGUAUUUCUAUCAUCUAUCAACAUAUGUGUCAACGUCAUUGGCGUUAGGGAGACGAUUUCAGAAAAAGCUUACUUGGAUACAGGUAUCUACUUCACAAUGCUGUUGAUAACACUAUUUCAAAUAUUUUUUUUCUGCAUUUUCGCCGAGAAGCUAACCGAAGAGACAAGGUCUCUGGCUGAUGCUGUAUACAACUUAAAUUGGACAAUAAAAGACUACAAGCUGAGGGUUUACAUAAACCUGAUCAUCAUGAGGGCGCAAAAACCAUUUUACUGUACGGCGUAUGGAUUUUUUCCGAUUGGUCACCAAAAACUCACUGGAAUUAUAAGUACUUCGUACUCUUAUUAUAUGAUGUUACAAACCACGGACAAGUAGUGAAUAAUGACUAACCAAAGCAGAAGACUCUGGAUUCUAUAAAACUAAUGACUGGAUCGAAAUUUGUAUUAUAAUCUUACACCUUUGUAUACUUUUGUUACAUGAGCUUAAGACAUAAACAUGUUAUACUUGUA